CUUUGUCAUUACAACAUUGACACUAAUGUGUGUUUGUGUGUUUCAACAGGCCAAGUACCACGAGGACUUUGAGCGAGCGCGCGGUCGAGGCUGCACUCCGGGAUUGGACGAUCCCAGCAUGGAGCGCUACCAGAGAUCCAAUCAGAUGAUGGGAGAGGCGGGUUACGGCAAAGGGAUCCACCCCCAGGUGAUGGAGCUGGACAGACGACCGGGAGGCAUCAUCGUAGACCUGAAGGUGUGGAGGACAGACCCCGGCUCCAUAUUUGACUUUGACCCUCUGGAGGACAACGUCCAGUCCAAGAGCCUCCGCAGGAUGUCUGAGCGGGCAGGCCGCAGACUGAGCCGACAGCACUCGCAGCAGUCUCUCGCCCACAGCCAGGCUCAGUCUGUCAGCUCUCUGACCUCUGACCUCUGGGACCACAGCAGCGCUGACACCCCUGGUAUCUUUCUAUUCGCUCAGACACACACCGCAGGCUGAUGGACGCACAUGUGCAAACUGUUGUGUUCAUUCUGUGACAAGAUAAGAUCAAACUUUAUUGAUCCCACCCCAGGAAAGUUCACUUGUUACAGCAGCACGUCAGAAUGAGGCCGACAA
Paralichthys olivaceus (Japanese flounder) is the source of this 595-nucleotide messenger RNA. The record is from RefSeq and is a predicted model, not a curated record. Lineage: Eukaryota; Metazoa; Chordata; Actinopteri; Pleuronectiformes; Paralichthyidae.